AUGCUGAUUCAAAAAAAAGAUAACUACGGGUGUGAUGUGUUAAUUCCUAGCUGUGGUCCGAAAGGCAAAUGUUGCGAUCGGCAUGAUGCAUGUUUUAAGAAACAUAGAUGUCGUGCAAACAGCUGGGGUUGGUCGUGGAUACCAGGUGUAGCAUUGUUCGAUCCAUGUGCUCGAUGUAAUAAAGCUGUUUUGUUUUGUAUCGCUAAUCUAAUUAUAUGGCCUGGACCAAGUGAGUGUUGUGUAAAUGGAAAUUGUGGAUAUCAAAGACCACGAAAUCAUUGGCAUAAGAUCAAUGUUUGA
Molecule: messenger RNA, 300 nt
Organism: Rotaria sp. Silwood1
Lineage: Eukaryota; Metazoa; Rotifera; Eurotatoria; Philodinida; Philodinidae
Source: the annotation of a GenBank genome assembly